GAUUGAGAGACCGUAACCAACGGUCUUGGUGAGUCCCGUAGAGCUCAGAGCGGGUCCCCGCCAAGGCUUGUGUGGCUGCCGCCGGCCGGAAGGAUUCUCGGUUGCGAUUUUUCCGGCGAUAAGGUAGAAGGACGAAGUAAGCAGGAAAGAAGCGGAAGGAUUCUCAGUCGUUACUCUCCUCUCUCGUUGCCUCACCUCUCUCGCUCUCCAGAUUCCUGCCUCACCUCUCUCGCUCUCUCGUUCCGCUCCUCUGUCGCUGCCUUACCUCUCUCGCUCUCUCGUUCCUCUCCUCCCUCGCUGCCUUUCCUCUCUCGCUCUCUCGUUCCUCUCCUCCCUCGCUGCCUUUCCUCUCUCGCUCUCUCGUUCUUCUCUUCUCUUGCUGUUCUUUCUUCUCUCGCUCUCUCGUUCUUCUCUUCUCUUGCUGUUCUUUCUUCUCUCGCUCUCUCGGUCCUCUCCUCCCUCGCUGUUCUCUUACUCUCUCGUUCCUCUCCUCUCUCGCUCUCUCGUUCCUCUCCUCUCUCGCUCUCUCCUUCCUCCCCUCUUUUCCCAACGUCGCCCGCUUGCAGCCCCAGGCCUUCAUCUGCAACAGGAAAUUUGGGUUUAUCCCUCUUGGCUGCUCCUUACUCAGGUUUCUUGGUUUGAGUUUCUGAUCAGGAGAUAGAAAAACAAGGGGGGAGCAAUGGCUACAACUUCAUCUUUCUGCAUCUCCAGUCUAGUUGUCUAUGCUACGCGGAGGUAUGAUCCAAGACCGGAGCCAAGUUUGUGGGUGAAAUUCUCGGGCUCAUUUUGCCAGUUGAAGCAAAGUAAACAAGGUCGUCUCAAUCAGAGAGCUAGAAGGCGGACAGUCAGAAUAAUGGCAGUAACAGAAAGUUCAGGUAAACCAAAACAGACAGAUGACAAGAUCCCUUCUUGGGCAAGGCCUGAUUCUGAUGAACCCCCACCAUGGGCUGUCGAGGAGACCAAAGCAGGAUCGUCCUUUCAAAGCUUUGAGUUACCAUUUUAUGUUUAUUUACUUGCAUCAGCCGUCACGGCAAUAGCUGCGAUUGGCUCAAUUUUCGAGUAUGUGAACCAGAGACCUGUUUUUGGCAUAAUUAGUCCAGACAACGUGGUUUAUGCCCCUUUGCUUGGGUUCUUUGUCUUCACUGGAGUACCCACAUCUGCUUUCCUAUGGUUCAAGUCUGUUCAAGCUGCAAACAAGGAAGCAGAGGAGCAGGAUAGGCGUGAUGGUUACCGUUGAAAGGGAGUGCAAGUUCUUGUUGUACCAUAUUUACUUCGUUGCUCUCCCUAGUUCUUCUCUGUAACUGAUAAUUAUGCAAACUUUUCUGUUCUGCCGUCCAUUUCUCUUGAUCACCUGUAUAAAAUGAUUAUGGUAUUUUACGUCCGCUUGGUCAGGUUCA
This is a messenger RNA of Nymphaea colorata (pocket water lily), 1397 nucleotides long. RefSeq lists its product as uncharacterized. Bases 680 to 1237 code for a protein of 185 amino acids. Lineage: Eukaryota; Viridiplantae; Streptophyta; Magnoliopsida; Nymphaeales; Nymphaeaceae. The record is from RefSeq and is a predicted model, not a curated record. The transcript is spliced from 5 exons.